Molecule: messenger RNA, 3699 nt
Organism: Megalops cyprinoides (Indo-Pacific tarpon)
Lineage: Eukaryota; Metazoa; Chordata; Actinopteri; Elopiformes; Megalopidae
Gene: dse
Product: dermatan sulfate epimerase
Exons: 6
Coding region: 206-3073 (955 amino acids)
Molecular function (GO): chondroitin-glucuronate 5-epimerase activity
Source: RefSeq, a predicted model, not a curated record
GCUCCCCGAGCGCAGCUCUAUGUGCGCCUCUUGUACGAAAGUUACCGUGUAUCAAACCACGGAGCGAUAAUGGCAAGGAGACGGACAUAUAACGCGUACAAGAAAUGACGUUUGGACUCAGCGUUGCUGGAUUGCAAGCUUAGCAAAAGUCCUUUGGAACGUUCGCGUACUCCGGAAAUGCCGCACUGCCGCCUCUGAUGUCAGCAUGAGAGCGCACACCCGCGGGGCCCCCACGGUCUUCUUCAUAAGUCUGCUGUGGCCCCUGGUGGCCCCCGUGGUGGGGGAGGCGGACCCCAGCGGAGGGAUCCCCUUCCUGGGGGGGAACUACGAUGGGCACCCCAUGCUGUACUUUGGCAAGGGGGAGGUGGAGGAGCUGCAGCAGGCGGCGGCGACCACUCACCGGGUGAUGGCGGCGCGGAUCCGCGAGGCGGGCGAGGCCAUGCUGGCGCAGCCCGAGGACUACCUGCCCCCCUGGAGCCCCGCCGAAUUCAGCGCGCGCUGGAACGAGGUGUACGGCAACAACCUGGGCGCCCUCUCCAUCUUCUGCCUGCUGUACCCGCACCGGGCCGGCGCCCUGGACCUGGCCAGAGACUACAUGGAGAGGAUGGCGGCUCAGCCUAGUUGGCUGGUGAAAGACGCCCCCUGGGACGAGGUACCGCUGGCUCACUCGCUGGUGGGUUUCGCCACAGCCUACGACUUCCUGUACGAGUACCUGAGCAAGCGGCAGCAGGAGCGCUUCCUGCAGGUGAUCGGCAAUGCCUCGCGGUACAUGUACGAGAAGUCCUACAGCCGCGGCUGGGGGUUCCAGUACCUGCACAACCACCAGCCCACCAACUGCGUGGCCCUUCUGACCGGCAGCCUCGUCCUCAUGAACCAGGGUUACCUACAGGAGGCCUACCUGUGGGCCAAGCAGGUACUGGCCAUCAUGGAGAAGUCCCUGGUUCUCCUGCAGGAUGUGACUGAUGGGUCCCUGUACGAGGGCGUGGCCUACGGAACCUACACCACCCGUUCGCUCUUCCAGUACAUGUUCCUGGUGCAGCGACACUUCGCCAUCAGCCACUUUGACCACCCCUGGCUCCACAAGCACUUUGCCUUCUUGUACAGGACGGUCCUGCCAGGGUUCCAGAGAAGUGUGGCCAUCGCCGACUCCAACUACAACUGGUUCUACGGCCCUGAGAGCCAGCUGGUGUUCCUGGACCGCUACGUCAUGCGCAACGGCAGCGGAAACUGGUUGGCUGACCUGAUCCGACAGAACCGGGUGGUGGACGGUCCCGGACAGGCUGGGAAGGGCCAGAGGUGGUGCACUCUGCACACAGAGUUCCUCUGGUACAAUCCAAACCUGACCUCCGUCCCCCCUCCGGAUUUCGGUACAUCCCGACUGCAUUAUUUCGAGGACUGGGGAGUGGUUACCUAUGGAAGCGCCUUACCGGCAGAGGUCAACAAGACUUUCCUCUCCUUCAAGUCAGGGAAGCUGGGAGGACGUGCAAUAUACGACAUUGUACACCAGAACAAAUACAGAGAAUGGAUCAAAGGGUGGCGCAAUUUCAAUGCUGGCCAUGAGCACCCGGAUCAGAACUCUUUUACCUUCGCACCCAACGGAGUGCCUUUCAUAACAGAGGCGCUCUACGGACCAAAGUACACGUUCCUCAACAACGUGGCCAUGUUCGCCCCGGCCAUCUCGGACAGCUGCUUUGCACCCUGGGAAGGUCAGGUGACUGAGGCCUGCAACUCCAAGUGGCUGAAGUACAAGCACGGGCUGGCCGCCGACGCCCAGGGCAGGGUGCUGGCCGCUUUGGAGAGGCAGGGCAUGGUGUUCAUCCGGGGAGAGGGGAAGGGGGCCUACAACCCCGACCUGAAGAUCCAGAGCUUCCAGAGGAACCUGCUUCUUCUAAAUCCUCAGCUGCUGCUGCUCGUGGACCAGGUCCACCUGGAGAAGGACAGCCCGGUGCAGGUCAUGAGCACCUUCUUCCACAACACCGACCUGCCCUUCGAGGAGACGCAGAUAGACGGCGUGCACGGCGCCUUCGUCAGGCACGGGGACGAUUCAUACAAAAUGUUCUGGAUGGACGAAACGGGCUACAGCGAGAAAGGGGUACUCGGGUACAAAAACUACCCUCGCGGUUACCCCUACAAUGGAUCAAAUUAUGUGAAUGUGACUUUCCCUCUGAGGCAACCGCAAACCAGAGGGGCGUACAUCUUUUUCGGCCCGGGGGUAGACGUGCAGAGCUUCAGUCUACGCGGGGACGCCCAGAGAGUGGACAUCUACCUGUCCACAAGGGAGCAUACCUAUACCAUCUACCUGCUCACGGGGGAGGUCACCAGCAAGCCCCUCUUCGCCAUGGUGCUCACCGACCGCAAGAAGGUGGUCUUCGAGAAGUCGGCGGGGGUGAGGGAGAGUCCUGUGGAAGAGGUGGAGGAGUAUGUCAACCUGGUGGAGGACAACCUGGGCCACGCCAAGCCCGUCUUCCAGCAGCUGGAGAGGCAGAUCCUGGCCCGGGUUCUGAACACCGACAGCUUCCGCAAGACGGCCGAGCGCCUGCUGCGCUUCUCCGACAAGAAGAAGACGGAGGAGGCCGUCGAGAAGAUGUUUGCCCUCUCCAAGAAGCAGGCCAAGAGCCGGGGCCUCAGGAAGGGGGCCUUGGGCGACAAGCUUUCAGACGCCCUGCCCGACAUCUUCGCUCAGAUCGAGGUGAGCGAGAAGAAGGAGAGGCAGAGGACCAUGAAGCGUGUGUACGAGGAGACUCCAGAGGAAGGGGGCGGGGACUCCAGGGCGUUUGUGGAUUACGGAGACCCCCGUAAAGGCAGGAAGGCCGGCUACGUGAAGGGGCGGAAGUACAAGGAGGUUCACAUGGUGGCCACGGCCAGGAGUGAUGACCUGUCCAGCUCUGCCUCCUACAUACGGCUCUUCCUCAUACUCAACAUUGCCACUUUCUUCGUGCUCCUGGCCUUGCUGUUGACGCGUUUUCAGAAAGCCCAGAGUCUGCACACCCAGCGGUGUUUCUACUGCAUCCUGCUCAUCGACAGCUUCAUCCUGCUCUGCCUGUACUCGUCCUGUUCGCGGGCGCAGUGCUGACAUCAUCGAUCGCCGCCGCGCUGAUGGAACGUCAGUUUACGAACCUGCUGAAGCGUUGCCGUUCGUGCUGGGGGAAAAUCUAUCGUAAGCCUCAGUUUGAGCCAAUCCAACUUAAUGGGUGACCAGGAAAAAGUUAAUUCCAAAUAGGAAUUGAUAGAAUACCGAGAUUAGCCAGACCACCGAUGAAAUCAUAAGCUUCUGUGGAGCUUUAGAAUUGAGUCUAUUUGAACCUUGUUAUGUGGUCGGACUUCCUGCCUCUUUUUGAAGAUCUCACAGGCUAGCCACUAAAAUGCAGAUAUGUCCUGAACAAUGCACAUUGGUAAUUACGAACAGUUUUUUAAAAUGUUGUUCAGAAAAUGCAAAAUGUACAUAUGUUAAAACAAGAUAUAUUUUUCAGGUGUUAUUUUAAUACUCUUUGUAAUUAAAGAAAUACAAGCAGAAAUUUAUUAUGUGCUUAUCAUUGUGUGAUUGCCUGGAGCAAGGUGGGUAAUUAACACAUCAGCUUCUAACCAAAGCAGAAGAGAGAGAUUACUGUACCAGCAAAUGGCAGCUUGCUUGGAGGUCUUUUGUGUACAGGCCAAAUGCUGACACAGCCACUGACAGCACAUUAUAAAACCUGGACCAUA